AUGAGCUACUCUUACCACCACUACCCCCAGCAGCCUAAUCUGGCAACGCUGCCGAACGUCAGCCAGGCCCGCGCCAAGUUCGACGCCGGCCGCGCCUUCGACCUCGAGGACGACCUCGAGUUCUGCCCCUCGCUGCUCUCCGAGGAAGAGCUCCAGUCGGCUACUUCCUACUCCUCCGACCGCUCCUCGACCUCCGGUUCCCCGGAGUCGUCCCCCAUGCAGCAUCAGAUCCGCCCAUCCGUCAUGCUCGGCCAACUAUCACCAGGCAUGUCUCCCGGCCGACCCUCCGCCAACCGCGUCCGCCGCGCAAUCGAAAUCGUUGACCCGGCAACCGGAAUGCGGGUGGCCUCGCCCCCUCUUUCCUCGCCCGCUAAGCCGCUCUCGUUUCAUCCCAAUCAUGUCCCUGCCACUGCCUCGAAUCGUCGGACGGCCUGGUAG
Molecule: messenger RNA, 438 nt
Organism: Myxozyma melibiosi
Lineage: Eukaryota; Fungi; Ascomycota; Lipomycetes; Lipomycetales; Lipomycetaceae
Exons: 2
Coding region: 1-438 (145 amino acids)
Source: RefSeq, a predicted model, not a curated record